CCUGUAAGGUUUUAAUAUGAGGAGAUUAUGGUGAUGCUCUUAAGCUCACUGAGGUCGUUUAUAAAUUAUGUCAUCACAUGAGUGGCCUGGGUGUUCUCAAGCUGUAUGUACCACAUCCCCUUGAAAGUUCAACAUGGCCUCCUGUAAUCCUCUCUAUCCUUAGUCUGUGCUGUUACGUGGGUGACCUCAUGUGGCCAGUUGAGGUAAACUGAAAAGAGUCAGCAUACAUUCCAUUGUUAUAAUUGCAGACAAUUGCAAGCAACACAAGAACCAAAAACACCUGAGCACUUGAUACAUGUAUAACUAGGCUUGUGUUUUGAUUUGAUUAAUUCAGUAACCUCUCUUUAGUGAAAUAUAUAUUUUAAUUGUAACAUGUCCUUUUGUUUAUUUUGAAUGAGCAUGUUGGUCUGCUGUUGAUCAUUCAAUGUUAAGGCUUGCCUCUUGUUAAAUGCCAACACCUCCAUGCAUCUUUUUUUGCUGGACUUUUGCAAAGGGCCAGUCUGUGCUCAACUGUAGAACAAACUUCCCUCCACUUUACAGCCCUCCCUCCAGUUUGUCCAUGGGAGACCACAUUUAAAAUGUAACCCCACCUGAAAACUUGCACAGACCAAUCAGAUAGAGAAAUGUCAGAGCACUCGGCACACCCUCCUUUGUUCAAAACCAAUCAGAGUGCAAGUGUGGCAUUUUGCCCGAGGGGGAAAGUUACCCCUGGAUGAGUUAAUUACGCAUCACUUAGCUGUUGCCAAUGUGUUCACAACGGUGGACCCUCUUUUGGGCUUUUUGCAGCGAUUGUCUUCAUUUUUCGCUCAAUCUAGUAUGGAAAGUAGACAACAAUGGCUUACCAGGCUGAAAAAUGAACUUAGCAACAGUCCUCUGGUAUCAAAUGUGGCUUUUGGCUUUAUCCUCAUGGGACUAGAGAAGCUGGUGGAGCUGGAGUUUGAGUGUCCUUGCAACCCUACAUGGAACGGAGUGUUUUCAUCAGCAUUCUUCAUAAUUCCUGCCGUCAUGGCCUUCACCUUGAUGCUGAUCAUUCAAGGAUGCAGAUGUGAUUUGUGGUGCCGGAAACCUAUUACCCUCUCCAGUUUUGUUCCUGCUAUUGUGUGGCUGAUUUUGUUGUUCCUCGAUGGCCAAUACUUUGCUUGUGCUAUGACAGACUGGGAGGGUAGAUUUGUACUAGUUGACAAGGCAGCACCGCAGAAGUGGUGUGAGCCAAUUAGUGAGGGAGAUGUCACCCCACAAGAACUAAUGCUCCGCUCACAACAGCUCUUUGUUUUUUCUCAGGUUAUAGGCAUAAUCCUGCUCAUUUUCAUCUGUGUGGGUCUCGUAGUGUAUGUAAUCAGAGAAAGCUGCGAACAAGAGGUGGAGAUGGAGGAUGCAGAUGUAGCCGAGCUCACUGUGCUCAGGAUGAGCUCUCUACGGACCAGGACAUCAUGAGAGGACUUACACCGCCCACCACACCUGCCCUGCUUGCAUGGACACUUUGUAAAUACCCUGAACAGACUUUACUAUGAUUUUUCAUAACUAUUGUCAAUAAGUGUUGUUUCAAAGUAUUUCACUAAACUAAUUGGACAUAGGUCUGUGAAUGGUCAGUGAUGCUGCCCUAUGAAGUUUCCGUAAAUAUGAGUAUUAUUGAAAACAGUCUUUCUAUUUUUUUUUCUGUAUUACCAUGUAAUAUGUAACCAGUCUUGUGCCUGUGUUCAUCUCAUACUUGUGCAGCUACUAACCUGUUUUUACCUGUCUUCAGAGGAAUAGUUUGAUGUUUUUGGAAAUAGGCGUGUUCGUUUUUUGGGUUAGAGGAGAAGAUCAAUACCAUUCUCAUGUCUGUUCAGUAAAUAUGAAGCUACAGACAGCAGCUGGUUAGCCUAGUUUAGCACGGAAGGACUGGGAAUAGGGGAAACAGCCAGCCUGGCUCAAUCCAAAGGUAACAAUGCUUGUCAGCACCUCUAAAGGUCACUAAUUCAUUUGUUAUAUCUCGUAAGUUUGAACAAUCAUUUGCUUUUUUACAAGGGGUUAUGUGCUGGACUAUUUCUUGCAUGGGAGCAGUUGCCAGGCAACCAGAGGAGGAAAUUACUGCAAGAAAUAGUCCGGCAUAUAACCCUCUAUGAAACAGUCAUCUUGUUCCCCCUAUUUUCAUGCGUUAUGCCAGCUGACUGGCUGCUGACUCCAGAAUCAUAUUUACCGGACAGACAUAGGAGAGGUAUUGAUCUUCCCUUGUAACUCUCAGCAAGACAGCAAAUAAGCCUAAAAUGUCAAACUAUUCAUUUAAAGUGAUAUUUCUCAUUGGCACAUUUUAUGUGUUUAGUUGACAUGAAUUGUCGGCAUGCAGCUCUGAGAAACUCAGUUUUUUACUGCUCUCUCACUUUCAACUUUUCAAUCCUUGAAAACAGCUUUUCAGUUUUUUUUUAACCUGGAAGUUUUUUCGUGCCUUUUGUAUUAGUUUCAUUCACACAAGUGGAAUCCACCAGGCAGCUAAUAUUGAUCUGACUAAUAUUAGUUGACUUGUACUAUUGUUUGAGGUGUGUGUGCCAAAAAUGAAAAUGUUCCAUCAAGGUGAAAUCUUACUUUAAAUAGUUUUGUUUUCCCUCCUUGGUUGUGUCAAGGAGUCUCCAGAGUUAUGGAGGGUCGGACCGCCGUCAUAUCUAAUCCUACCUUUCAUUGGCGAUUCAGACUGAAUUGAUAUUCCUAAUGAUUUACCAGUUUGACAGCUACAGAUGUAAAAAUAUUUUGACCAGCCAACAGCAGCAUGUAGAAACAAAUUCUGUAACAGGAUCUGCAGUAAGUUUUUUAUUAUUAUUUUGUAAUAAAAGAAUUUAUUUAUUUAAGAAAAACCCUCAGGGAUUUUGUACAGUCAUGUCUUAAAAGCAUUUAGUUAGCAGAUAGUUUUUCACUAACUUGCAGUCUUGAGAAUUUGAGUUUGUCUUAACGUGUGGUAGGUUUUGCUGUAACAUCUUUCUAGCAAGUGAACUUUACCAAUACACAAUAGGACAGAACAUAAUCAUAAUCAACGCAUGGUAACAUUUGGAAUAUCCUUUCAACUUUGGGCUUAUAUUAAAUGCCAGAUAUCCAAUACCUUAACACAGCUGAAACAGGGGCCCUUUGCAAAAAAGAACAGCUGAAAAAUCAGUGUAACAUGUGCUACAAAUAGCAUAUCUACAGGCCAAUGCAAAGAUUCUCAGGUGAACACUCAUUAUUCAGAAGGGACUGUGGUUUUGAGGCUGCAUUGGCUGAUCUUUUCACCCUGCAUAUUCUGUACAGGUUUGCCAAAACCAACACAUACAACAUUAGUGUUGCUCUGACUUGUAUUGUAGUUAUUUACAACAUUACCCAAGUGCCAGGUAAGCCCAUUAGGUGUGGAAAUCAGGACAGACCCUUAAUGUUCAUCCUGUGGGAGGGCUUAUUCAGGACUUCCUGUUUGGCCCUUAGGAAGUUGUUGUCUUUAUCCACUCCACUCCCCUAACUUGUAGGCACAGCAGGACAUCAUAUUAAUGGCCAAAACUGGGACUCAAUGGAGUCUUGAAUUACUUUUCUGUCUUUCAUGAGAAAUAAACUGUUUGGAUGACCUUGACGGUAAAUUCUUCUUGCUCAGAUUAUCCGGCCCAUCACUCUUAUGUCUCCCAGAGGUAAUUUGGAAAAUGCUGCAGCUAGCUCAAUUUUGUGUACCAUGAAUUUCACCUACAAAAGUCUUCAGAGACAUAUCCAUAUUCAAUAAUUAAGGGACAGCUACAGGGGUAAUGGGAGAGGGAGACUGAAGCACAACUGCAACUUUCCAAAGCCACAGAUCCUAUAUGACGUAAGAGGCUUCAAGUCCAAAGUAUUCUUUACACAUUACAUGCAACUGUUGUUUGACAAAGAACUCACCCUCAGCUUUUAAAUAAAAGAGCAUUUUUAAAAGCUGACCUGAGCCAGGUGUUCCUUAGUUACGUAAAGGCAAAGAUGGCUUCCUUUUUUUUGAUGUUAAAUCCAAAUCAUAAUGCUUACUAACAGUCAAACAGGCAGGAGAAAUAUCAAAAGUAAAAUUGUGCAUAUGGUGUGCAUGCCACUCUAAAACAUUGCUAGAAGAAACCAGAAAUACUGUAUUAGUUAUAGCACUCAAAAUCACUUGACGUCUUUAUUUUUUAAAAAGGUUACAUCAGUGUUGGCGCAUAUUAUCUAUUUAUCAUAUUGAUUUCUAAAAUGAAAUCUCUAAGCCGGGUGAUCAAACUAAAAUGAGAGAGGCUAUUUGUCAACACUGGAAUUAAUGGAAUUGCAUUUGUUGUAUUAAAAACUGAGACUGAGCUAUUAAAAAAUUGUCCAGAUUACAUAAUCCUACUGUAAAAACACAUUAAGGCUUGUAUAUAGAAAGAAAGAAAGGCC
Molecule: messenger RNA, 4353 nt
Organism: Etheostoma spectabile (orangethroat darter)
Lineage: Eukaryota; Metazoa; Chordata; Actinopteri; Perciformes; Percidae
Product: calcium homeostasis modulator protein 6
Exons: 2
Coding region: 817-1434 (205 amino acids)
Cellular component (GO): plasma membrane
Molecular function (GO): monoatomic cation channel activity
Source: RefSeq, a predicted model, not a curated record